GUAGCAGCGCAGUGUCUCCUCAACAGCCGGCAGUUCAAGAUGUGCCCUGCAAACCUCCUGUAUUUGGUAGCUUUUCUUAUUGCAGCUGUGCACGCAGGACAUCUUUAUCCAAGGGAGUCUGAAUUCCGGGAGUUAAAACCUUUGGAUGGCUUUUGGGAUUUUUACAUCCCCUUAAGUAACAGCACUUCGCAAGAAACGGAAGAUAUUCCCCAGCAUGGUCUGCCGUUCAGUCCGGGUAGGUCGCUGAAAAUGCCAGUGCCCGCCAGUUACAAUGAUAUCACUGUUGAGGCCGACCUGCGCGACUACGUUGGCACCGUGUGGUACGAACGUACGUUUUUUGUGCCAUCCAGUUGGCAAAAUCAGCGUGUCUUUCUUCGUUUUGCCAGCGUGCAUUACAAGUCUUCUGUGUGGGUAAACGGAGACUUUGCCGUGGAACACGAAGGCGGUCACCUGCCCUUUGAAGCAGACGUGAGUUUGCUACUCAUCUUUGGCCAGAGCAAUCGAGUCACCGUCUCAGUCGACAAUGUGCUGACCAACGUGACUGUGCCCCAGGGGCAAGUCGAACUACUAUACGGCAGUGACCCAGAGCCCAGGAAGGUGCAAACAUACACUUUUGACUUCUUCAAUUACGCCGGUAUCCACCGACCAGUGGUUCUCUAUGCUGUGCCAAUCACCCAUAUUACAGAUAUUAACACCACAUCCUCGGUUUCCGCUCAAAACGGCGUUGAAGAUGUCUAUGAUGCCGUGGUGACGUACGCGGUAGGCAUUGAUGGUAACGAAGCUAACUACGAGUGCAGAGUUAGUCUAAUUGACGGCGACGGCGUCGUCAGGGUGUUCCAGCAGCAAGGAUGUGAAGGAGUGCUUUUGUUGAACAAUGCCAGUCUAUGGUGGCCGAUUUUCAUGAGUCCGAGACCUGGUUAUUUAUACAGCUUUGAGGUUGAGCUUUGGAAUUCAGAAGGAUUCGUUUUUGACAAGUAUAGAUUGCCUAUUGGUAUCAGAGCAAUUACUAUGGAAGGAAAUUCUCUUCUUAUCAAUGGGAAACCAAUAUAUAUUCGUGGCGUUGGAAAACAUGAGGAUGCUGAUAUUAGAGGGAAGGGCUUGGAUCUGUCCAUUAUGGCACGCGAUGUUGAGCUAAUGAAGUGGAUGGGAGUAAAUUGUUACCGAACGUCUCAUUACCCUUACUCAGAAGAGAGCAUGCAAGUUGCCGACAGGGAAGGAUUCAUGGUCAUCGACGAGGCGCCUUCUGUUAAUACCGAAUUUUAUUCGGAGGAACUUAAACUGAAACACGAGCGAGUGCUGGCUGAGCUGAUCCGCCGGGAUAAAAAUUACGCCUCCACAAUAAUGUGGUCAAUUGCUAAUGAGCCGCGAACGCAGCACAACAUAUCCGAGCCCUACUUCAGAUAUUUACGAGAUUCCGUGCGAGAAAUGGAUCCAACCAGACCUAUUACUAUUGUUAUCGCCCAGCCAUAUACUAAGGAUGUAGCGGGCCACUUGUGCGACGUUCUGUGCUUUAACCGCUACAACGCGUGGUACAGCAACGAUGGUCGUCUGGAGACGAUAGCUCCUUCGGUAAUUAGUGAGGCACGCGCUUGGUACGAAAAGAACGGGAAACCAAUCAUUAUGGCAGAAUAUGGAGGUGACACAAUGAACGGCCUGCAUAGGCUGCCGUCCUUCAUCUGGUCUGAGGAGUUCCAGGAGGAUUUGCUGUCUGAGCAUUUUAAGGCUUUUGAUAUUUUGCGCAGCGAAGGCAUUUUCAUAGGAGAAAUGAUUUGGAAUUUUGCAGACUUCAUGACAAACCAGGACUAUACGCGUGUUGGAGGAAACAGGAAAGGUGUAUUCACACGGGACAGACAGCCGAAAGGUGGGGCUUUUACUCUGCGACAGAGAUAUUUGGAAUUAGCCCAUGAACUGGACAAUGCACCCAAGCCCAGAAGACGCUACAUUCGCGACCAACUACCCUUGCUUGUUGAUAAUAGUAAUAAUUAUUAAAACUACAUACAGUAUGCUAUGUUCGAAUCUGCUAUUAUGUUAAUUUUUCCUUUAAUACAUAAAAUAAACUUAUUUAAUUCAUCAUUUAAAAAA
Molecule: messenger RNA, 2082 nt
Organism: Cloeon dipterum
Lineage: Eukaryota; Metazoa; Arthropoda; Insecta; Ephemeroptera; Baetidae
Product: beta-glucuronidase-like
Exons: 13
Coding region: 40-1989 (649 amino acids)
Biological process (GO): glucuronoside catabolic process; carbohydrate metabolic process
Molecular function (GO): beta-glucuronidase activity; carbohydrate binding
Source: RefSeq, a predicted model, not a curated record